UACUUGCCCUCACUGACAUCCUAAUAACACCACAGUCCACCACCAUAAAUCUCUCUCUCUCUCUCUCUCUCUCUCAAGAAGAAGAUACGGCAAUGUCGGACAACGAAGGCGGGGAAGAGUACCUCUUCAAGGUAGUGAUAAUCGGGGAUUCUGCCGUCGGGAAAUCUAAUCUGCUCUCUCGGUACACACGCAACGAGUUCAAUGCGCACUCGAAGGCCACGAUCGGAGUGGAGUUUCAGACACAGAGCAUGGAGAUCGACGGGAAGGAGGUCAAGGCUCAGAUUUGGGACACCGCUGGUCAGGAACGCUUCCGCGCCGUCACCUCCGCCUACUACCGCGGCGCCGUCGGAGCCCUCGUCGUCUACGACAUCACCCGCGGAUCCACUUUCGACAACGUGGGUCGCUGGCUCGACGAGCUCAACGCUCAUUCAGAAACAGCAGUGGCAAGAAUGCUGGUGGGGAACAAACGCGAUCUCGAGAGCAUCAGAGCUGUGAGCGUCGAGGAAGGCAGAAGCCUUGCGGAGUCUGAAGGGUUGUUUUUCAUGGAGACUUCGGCAUUGGACUCAACCAACGUGAAGACAGCUUUUGAGAUGGUGAUUCGGGAGAUUUACAGUAACAUUAGUCGAAAACAACUGAACUCCGAUACUUACAAAGCUGAACUAACCGUCAAAAGGGUAAGCUUGGUGAAGAACGGAAACGACGGCGCAAAGCAAGCAACGAUGCUUUCCUGCUGCUCAAGUUAACUUCUACAUCUGCUUUCCCGUGUGAUUCCAAGGUUGGUUGGUUCGCUUUCUCACCAAAUCAGACUUAGAACUUAUAGGGAGAGCGAUGUUUACACACACACACACACACACACAAAAGAAAUGGUAACAGACACAACAAAACAAAUUAUCAACCAUUAUGGUUAUGUGGGACUCUUUACAUCAGUGUACAAGUUAUGUUCUCCAAGUCUUGUUUCCUUUGUUUAUCUAUUUGACAGUAUUGUUCCCCCUUUAUCGUCUUUCUGAUAUUGUAACAGAUCUUUGUAUACCAUAGUGGUUUGUUCUAUAUUUCAAUCUAAUAUUUAAUGGGUAGAGAAGAUAAUGUCUCAUUUGUCAAAUAGAAGGGUGGCAAUAUUUGCCUUCACAGCAGAAACUUUAGCAGUGAGCAUAUAGACUCUUUGCCUUUGGAAAGCAAACAGAGAUGAAAGGGUUUGGUUGGUGGACGAGGAAGAUCAUAAAAAAACAGAGGCUAAGGACAACAAAACGCUUGUUUGGUCUCUUGAAACAAAACAAAAAAAAAA
Messenger RNA from Tarenaya hassleriana, 1282 nucleotides. Its product is annotated as ras-related protein RABA5c-like. The record is from RefSeq and is a predicted model, not a curated record. The transcript is spliced from 2 exons. Gene Ontology annotation, cellular component: endosome. Lineage: Eukaryota; Viridiplantae; Streptophyta; Magnoliopsida; Brassicales; Cleomaceae. Gene Ontology annotation, molecular function: GTP binding; GTPase activity. The coding region runs from base 93 to 743 and encodes 216 amino acids.